This is a messenger RNA of Aspergillus nidulans FGSC A4, 468 nucleotides long. RefSeq lists its product as uncharacterized. The transcript is spliced from 8 exons. The record is from RefSeq and is a predicted model, not a curated record. Bases 1 to 468 code for a protein of 155 amino acids. NCBI's taxonomy places the organism in Eukaryota, Fungi, Ascomycota, Eurotiomycetes, Eurotiales, Aspergillaceae.
AUGUCCUUCAAACGUGUACAUGAGGGCAGGUUUAACAAGGUUAUCUUUGCUGUUUUUUUAGAGGAUCAUGGAAAAGUUAUCACACUCCUUCAUAUAAAGGACAGAGGGACAUUAGGUUUGGGAAAAUGCCUACAAGAGCUUGAUCCAGAACAUCAUGAACCAGACUGGCAGUUAGAAAGAAUUCUUAUCUUCUGCCAGGUUUAUUUUAUCUUCUUAUUUAAGGCAAUGAUUAGUCUUUUAUAUGCCCCUACCCGAGCCCAGUAUAUGGAUAUUUUAGAGCAAUUACUAGGUAAACAAACCCACCAAAAAUUAUAUGCUUUUAGUAGGAAGCACCUACCAAUUCUAAAGGCAGUUACUAGGUCUCCAUCCCUAGCCCAGAUUGCUUCUCAGAACUAUCGCAAUCAGCAGGCUAGCCAUGAACAACAUAUACUUGAUCUUCUACAAAGUUUUUCUACAGUAUCUUGUUAA